GAGAGAGAGAGAGAGAGAGAGAGAGAGAGAAUUAAUCAAAAUGUUACCUAUACCUCAGUUUCUCUCUCACAACCACGAAGGAAGGAGGGGAGAGAGAGCGAGAGAGAGAGGAAGAGGGAGAGAAGAGGAAAGAGAACACAGCGGUCACCAUGGCAAGAACAGUGGUGACAGUGGUGAUGGUGGUGGUGAUGGUGGUGAUGGUGGUGGUGCGUGGUGAUCCUGUGGAGAGAAGAAACUGCCAGUCCAACGAAACAGAAGCGGAGUACUGGAACAGGGAAAUGAAGAAGGAAAUAAAAUAUGCAAAGGAGAGGACAAGUGAACACUGGCCUGGCAAAAAACAUUAUUGUCUUCAUUGGCGAUGGUGUGAGGAUGCCCGUGUCCGUCGCAGCAAGGGUGUACAAGAGGCAGAUGACUGGGGCAUGUUGCAAGGAGGCCUACCUAGAGUGGGAGAAAUUUCCUUAUCUAGGCCUACUCAAGUCGUGCUGCCAAGGCAACUACCUGAGGGACACCGCCGCCACCGCCACAGCAAUGAUGACCGGGGUGAAGGCGAAGCCGCGGCACCCUGGGGCUUGGGGGGGGUGGUCAAGGGGGACUGCAGCGCCUCCGUCAGGGCAGAAAACAAGCUAUCUUCUAUCAUGGACUGGGCGACGCAGGCUGGCAUGGCUACUGGAUUCAUCACCACGAGGGUCUAUCACUGUGCCCUUCCCUGCUUCCCUAUAUGCCAAGUCCACCCAUCAAGACUGGCACUGCAGGACGCCCACAGUGCCAAAGGGGAUGCCACAGUACAAGGAUAUUGGACGCCAGCUGGUUGAGGAUAAUCCAGGAAAAAUGAUAAAGGUAAUAAUGGGAGGAGGAAGAAGAAUACUCGGAGCAGAAGAAGAAAGAGGAAGAAGACAGUGGAUACAGAAGGGAGGAUGGGAGGAAUCUGGUGGAGGAGUGGAGGAGAGGGAAGGUGGAGGAGGGAAGAACACCAGCUUACGUUACCUCCACUGUGGAAUUAAUGAGGAUUGACACUUACAACACAAGAUUACCUGCUGGGUCUCUUUACCCCAGAGGACCUCCCCUUCAGCAUGGAGAGGAACAGAGGGCUACAUGGCACCCCCGAGCCUCUCCCGUAUGAACCUUGAAGGCACUGACACUGCUGGAGAGAGAAGAGAAUGGGUAUUUCCUUAUGGUAGAAAACGGACUCAUUAACAAGGCAUUUCAAGACAACAGGCCCCGAGACGCGCUACAAGAAGUGAUUGAGUUGGAAGACGCUGUACUGUUGGCGAUGAGCAGGGUCAACCAAACAGAGACCCUUGUACAGAUGGCCAGUGACCUCUUCCACCAAGUGACCCCCGAUAGUGACCUUUCAAGCGACCAGGACAUGUUUGGAACAAAGAGAGAUGAUUUGACGACCACGGGAGACACACACAAGGGCGCGGCAAGCAGUGGAGCGGGUGUGGUAAAUGUGGAGGCGGCUGUGGAAGGUGUGGGCGCCAGAUGUGGAUGGGAGUGUGCCAAGCUUCCACUUCGGAAAGGACGCGGCCAUAUUUGCUACAGGUCCUAUGAGUCACCUGGCCACUGGUGUACAUGAAAACACGUACAUGGCACACAUCAUGGCCGCCGCUGCCUGCUUGGGGCCAUACGCACACGACUGCACACGCACACACGCACACACCACCUGGAAGCACACACGCAAAUCACACCGCACACACGCACACACCUACAGACACCUCCACACACGCACACACACCUGGAAACACGACACACGCACACACACUUCAGAUUUACACGCACAUCCAGGCUAAGGAUCGCACGCACACCGCACGCAGGUCAGCUUAAUCGCACGCACACGCCGGAAUACCACCAAAACCGCACGCAAACCAGAAUUAUAGACAAAUACACGCCCGUACAAACACACGCACAAAUGAACCACACGCACUCACAAACACACGGACAAAUGAACCACACGCACUCACAAACACACGCACAAAUGAAUCACACGCACUCACAAACACACGCACAAAUUAACCACACACACACGCACGCAAAUGAGAACCACACGCACUCACAGACACACGCACAAAUGAACCACACGCACGCACAAACACACGCACAAAUGAACCACACGCACACACACGCAAAUGAGAACCACACGCAGGCACAAACACACGCACAAAUGAACCACACGCACUCACAAACACACGCACAAAUGAACCACACACACACGCACGCAAAUGAGAACCACACGCACGCACAAACACACGCACAAAUUAACCACACGCAAGCACAAACACACGCACAAAUUAACCUCACGCACUCACAAACACACGCACAAAUGAAUCACACACUCACACACGCAAAUGAGAACCACACGCACUCACAAACACACGCACAAAUGAACCACACACACACGCACGCAAAUGAGAACCACACGCAGCUACACACGCACGCAAAUGAGAACCACACGCAGGUACAGACGCACGCAAAUGAGAACCACACGCACGCACAGACGCACGCAAAUGAGAACCACACGCAGGUACACACGCACGCAAAUGAGAACCACACGCAGGCACAGACGCACGCAAAUGAGAACCACACGCAGGCACACACGCACGCAAAUGAGAACCACACGCACACACACACGCACGCAAAUGAGAACCACACGCAGACACAAACACACGCACAAAUGAACCACACACACACGCACGCAAACGAGAACCACACGCAUUCACAAACACACGCACAAAUGAACCACACACACGCAAAUAUGAACCACACGCAAACACACGCACACACGAGCCACACACACACGCACACACAAAACCAAGGGUCAAGUAGUGAAGAAGGAGAAGGGACAGAAGAAGAGGACACGGAAGAGGAGGAGGAGGAAAAGGAGGAAGAAGAUGUGGAGGAGUUAGAGGCACAUGGAACAGAAGAAAAGAAGAUAGAAAACGAGAAGAAGGAAGAGGAAGAGAGAACGAGGGUACAGAUAGAAAACGAGAAGAAGGAAGAGGAAGAGAGAACGAGGGUACAAAUAGAAAACGAGAAGAAGGAAGAGGAAGAGAGAACGAGGAUACAAAUAGAAAACGAGAAGAAGGAAGAGGAAGAGAGAACGAGGAUACAAAUAGAAAACGAGAAGAAGGAAGAGGAGGAGAGGAAGAGGAUGGAAAAAACAAGACUUAUAAAAGAAUUAAACAGAAUGAAAAAGGCCUCCUCCUCCUCCUCUUCCUCCUCUCCUUCCUCCUCCUCCUCCUCCUCCUCCUCUUCUUCCUCUUUCCUCUUCACUAAUCUUUGUGUUCAAUACUAAUAAUAACAACACUAAUAUAAUAAUAAUAAUAAUAAUAAUAAUAAUAAUAAUAAUAAUAAUAAUAAUAAUAAUAUAGAAAUAAGAAUAAAAAGAAGGAGAACAAGAACAUGAACAAGAAGAAGAAUAGAUAGAUAGAAACAAUAACAACUACUACUAGUACUACUACUACUACUACUACUACUACUACUAAUAAUAAUAAUAAUAAUAAUAAUAAUAAUAAUAAUAAUAACAAUAAUAACAAUAAUAAAUAAACCAUUGCAAGAA
Scylla paramamosain (green mud crab) is the source of this 3556-nucleotide messenger RNA. Its product is annotated as alkaline phosphatase, tissue-nonspecific isozyme-like. The record is from RefSeq and is a predicted model, not a curated record. Lineage: Eukaryota; Metazoa; Arthropoda; Malacostraca; Decapoda; Portunidae. The coding region runs from base 1172 to 1576 and encodes 134 amino acids. Gene Ontology annotation, biological process: dephosphorylation. The transcript is spliced from 12 exons. Gene Ontology annotation, molecular function: alkaline phosphatase activity.